Sclerotinia trifoliorum is the source of this 751-nucleotide messenger RNA. NCBI's taxonomy places the organism in Eukaryota, Fungi, Ascomycota, Leotiomycetes, Helotiales, Sclerotiniaceae. The record is from the annotation of a GenBank genome assembly.
UAGUAAGACGGAUGAAUUUUGUGCAUUAACUAUGUUACUAGCUUUGGAUGGUGCCCAUCCUAGGCGUCUAUACAAACAGCAUGCUCUAAAUGCCAAGGGUAAAAUUACGGGUAUAUAAGAUCAAUGUCAAACUUCCCAUCCAGAUCUUUCUCCGAGAUCUACUUCCAAAUCAAAGUAAAAGCCAGUAUCUUAUUGCGCAUAUCAAAACAUUACUUAUCCCAUCAAAUAGAAAAUACAACAUUUCUGGCACAUCAGCAAUAAUGCUCUUCACAAAAACUCUCCAGGUCGUUACUGCAAGCUUCACUGCUUUGGUUGCUACAUAUCCGCUUCCUGGUAAGCCUAUCUCCAAAUUUGCUACAUCGGGCCUCUUCUAAAAGUCGUAGAUACUCAGGCAAGAGAUCUCAUCCAAGCUGGAGGUUUCGAAAAACGAGCCUCGAAGGCCACCUCUUUGAAUAUUCCUGAGCCUGGUUUAUUCCUCAGAAAAGAUCCUCUUCCAGCAAAUAAGAAGAUAGAUAUCCCUGAGCCUGGCUUAUUCCUCAGAAAAGAGCUUCUUCUAGCAAACAAGGAGGCGGAUAUUUCUAAGUCGGGAUCAUUCGCAUAACUGGUUGUCUAUUGCUCUAUCAAAUUGCCAACCCCUGGCAAGAUAUGACAGGACAGACAUGCAAGCGGUUUUUUCUGGCUCGAGUCAUGGGAAGAGCUGCAAAGGGCUCCUCCGGAUGGGAUCUUCAUUGUAAUAGUGCCGUUUGAAAGC